UCCCCUCUCUCUACAUGGACGCAAAUGCUAUAAGGUCCGCCACGAUAAAAAAGCUGCCAGCAACGGACAUCUUUUAGGCUCAGCCGACUCACAGUCCUGUCUCCGGGAAAGCCCGCAGCCGCUGGCAAUGUUUCUAAAGCUCUGUCUCUUUUCACUGCUAGCUACUUCGCUUGCUGCCACUCAAGAAGCCAGCAAAAAAUUUCAUCGCGAACAACAGAAGUCCGAUGCGAAAGAAAAGAGAGAAGGUUGCUGCUCGGAUAUGGAAAUGAUUUCCACCGAAGAGCUGAAGUGGGGGAAAGGGAUGCUUCGAAGCAUUCACCUCGCCAACGAAGCAGUCAAGAAACUUCCACAGAAUGCCUUCUACAGCGAUCACACGGUGUGCUUCGACAAGGUCGGUUGCUUCGAUCGCCUAGGCGGAAAAUUUUCCCAUUUUGUCUCCAGUCCGAAGUCGCCGGAAGUCAUUGGGACGAAAUUCCUGCUCCACUCUCGACUUAACAAGGAUACUCCGGUGCUGUUAGACUACGCUGACAACGCCACGCUCGACGUCGCUCACUUCAACGAAACCAAGGAACUGGUCUUUGUGAUCCACGGCUUCGGCGCUUCAGCGGAAAAGAAUUGGGUGAUCAAGCUGAAGGAAGCCUUCUUGAAUCUGAAUGAUGUGAACGUGGUACUGGUCGACUGGAGGAACGGCAGUAAGUCGCCAGACUACGUCUCCGCGGCAGCAAACACUGCUUUGGUAGGGCGCCAGAUCUCCUUGCUGAUCCAAGAACUCAUACGUUCUCAUCCGGACACCAUGAACGCCACACAAGUAUACCUGGUCGGCUACAGUCUUGGCGCACAGGUUGCCGGAUUCUGCGGACGUCAUUUCUUCAACGCGACGGGAACCAAAAUUGGGCGCAUCACCGCGUUAGACGCAGCCGGACCACUUUUCGAGUCCUAUGAAUUCCAAGUGUGCAAGGAGGACGCAUCAUACGUAGACGCCAUCCACACGACAGCCGGGAGCAACGUUCUUGCAGGACUGCUGGGCAUAGAGAGCCCCUUCGGCCAUGUUAACUUCUAUCCAAACGGUGGAAGGUCGCAGCCAGGUUGCUGGUUUUUCGAUGUGCUUUGCCAUCACCGCCGCUCAGUACAGUAUUUCAUGGAGUCCAUACAUGAGAACCGACAUUGCCUAUUCAAGUCGAACCCUUGUGAAAGCAUUGACAGCUUUCUGGAUUCGAAGUGCAAUUCUACGGGACCUCAUGGCGAAAUGGGUUACUUCAGCGACAGUGCCGAAGGUCGUGGAGCCCAGUUCCUGUGGACCAACGGAAACAACCCCUUCUGUAAGGCGUGAAGCAACAUUGCAUGUUCUAAAGCAGCACGGUCUCAUGCAGGGCGAAGCUAUAUAUAGCUACUAAAGUGAUACCACUAACCGUCCCAGUGGCAUAGUGCGGCAGAGAUUGCAGAUGCACGCACGUACCAGAGAAGCUGCACAUUGCAUUUCUUCGCCUUGUAAUCAUGUGUGAAAUAAACAUCGUCAACA
Messenger RNA from Dermacentor albipictus, 1519 nucleotides. Its product is annotated as pancreatic lipase-related protein 2-like. Gene Ontology annotation, molecular function: lipase activity. The record is from RefSeq and is a predicted model, not a curated record. Gene Ontology annotation, biological process: lipid catabolic process. Lineage: Eukaryota; Metazoa; Arthropoda; Arachnida; Ixodida; Ixodidae.